AUGUCCACGUCCAAUAGUGGAGACAGUGAUGAUCCAGAUAGGGUAAGUUUUUCAGUACUUUUGUAUUGUAAUUGAUUAUGCGUUAUUGUUUUAAUUAGGCUCCAUAUAACGUUAUUGAAAUAUUUAAAAUUUAGCCAUCCACAGCUGAUGACUCUCAAAAGUGGUCUGAAGAUGACAAUUCGGACUCUAUGAGUGAAUCUGAAGAUGAAAAUAAUUCCACGGCUACAGAAACAGAUUCUGCCGAAGCCAGACGGCGGGCGAAGUUGGCCAAACGAGUUCGACGUAAGUUUAUUAUUAUUCAGUUUUGAUUGGCUUAUGUUACUGUAUUCUAGGUGAAUAUAUGAGCUUUUUCAAUAUUAAUUUUCGGGGUUUUAGAGCACCAAAGCGAUACGGAGACUAGAAACUUGUUGGACGACGUGGGGGAUGGAGAAGACGAUAUUUUAGAUCUGGAAGAAACUAAAGAACCUGCGAUUGGUAAGUAUAUAUUUCCAGAUAUUGAAGAUAAAAAUAUUAUAUUAAAAAGCAUGAAGUGUCUGAUUAAUACACUUAAAGUACUUUCAGAUACCAAGUUCUUUGAAAUGUCAGACGAACAACUCGAUUACUACACGAACUGCUUUCUACACUUACAACGAAAAACUCAGGGACAAGCGACGAUGGGCGGUGCAGUGUCUGGGGCCGAGGAUACCGUAGUGGAUUUCUUCCGGAAAAGCAAAUUAGAUACACAUACCUUGUCGAAGGUAUGGGCAUUGGCUGAUGUCAACGAAGACGGGUUUUUGAAUCACUCCGAGUUUGUGAUCGCCAUGCACUUGAUCGUGCUUCAUGUUAAGGUAGGUUCUUUGUAAAAAAGAUGAUAUAUCUAUGAAUCUGUAGCAUUUACAAGUGUUUUUAUAACACAAUAAUUUGUAAAUCAUCUUGUUUAGUUUCGAAAAUAGACAAUAUUGUUAUAGGGAAGUGUACCGAUUCCUCCGCGACUCCCAAGCCCAGUCCGACCAUGUCCAACUCCAGUUCGUCGCAAAUUGUACAGUUUCAAGAACAGUAACGCUUCCUCAACGUUAACAACAAGUGGAGGUGGCUACUCCAACGACACUGCCUCCACAUCGAAAGGCCUAGUCAACUCGACAAGUCACUCAGACACAAACGAGAACAACAAACAACAUUCCCUAUCAGACGACCACAUUCAUUCGUAUGUGCAACAAUGUGAACAUCACGUCACCGACUUCUCGGAUGCACCACCAGUCCUGGUUGAUAAUCGACCUCAACCACUGAAUCCACAAACGAAUUCGAAAGGAUUGGCUUUUUUGAAUGCGUUAUCAGCUAAAGGACCUCCGCCUCAACCACCACCUCGAGAUUACCACAAUAAAGGACAUGGCAGAAGUGCUUCGCUCGAUCUCAAAGCAUUUUCUGGAACAACGAUCGGAAUACCGUGAGUUAUGCAUUGCAAUUAGCUUUAUUUUGACUUUUGGGUGUUUUUUUUUCUUAAAAGAAACAUUACUAUAACUUGCGUAACAUAUCAUUUUACAGUAGCCGUGUACCAUUGCCAUCCCAACAAAACAAUCCUGCCAACCAAGGCUCGUUCUCCUCUGAAAUCCAAUCCCAAUCCUAUUCUCUCUACACCACUGAUCUUUCCAAAAACCCCUCAGGGCCUCACAGUGGGGCAGGUGGAUCCCUACCCGCGAUUCACGACCGUAAAGUGGUUCACCCACCCUUACCGCCUCACAGGACGAUCGAGAAGAAGAACGAGACUACUCAAACCGACCCCGAGGAACCCAUUAUUCUGGACUCUGACGUGAUGUCAGCCUUGUUAACUGACAUGGAGAACAUGACGGUGAUGGAACGCUGUGAAAUGCUACGCAAAUACAAUGCUGAAUUGGAAGCGGAGAAAGCGACGUUGGCUCAGAUUCAGCUACAACUACAGUUGAGGAUAGAAGAAGCGGUGAAUACGUUGAAGACGCUAGGAAUCGACCAAUCCUUGAGGCCGACCAAACAAUCAUCUAGCUCUGUCAAGCCUACUGCUUUAUGA
This is a messenger RNA of Bursaphelenchus okinawaensis, 2020 nucleotides long. The record is from the annotation of a GenBank genome assembly. NCBI's taxonomy places the organism in Eukaryota, Metazoa, Nematoda, Chromadorea, Rhabditida, Aphelenchoididae.